AUGUCCACCUGCCCCGUCUGCGACCAGGUCAUCCACGCAGACGACGCGGCGUUCGCGCACCACGUCAAUGCCCACUUUGACGAGGCUCCGCUGGACCUCUCUGGCAGCGACGCCGGUGGCCCAAGCGCGGCAACUCUUGUGGCCCACAAUGACAACCAGUUUCUCGGACACGAGCCUGCCAAAGCAGACACCGCGUGCUUUGUGUGCGGUACCGACCUCUCCGGUCUGUCCGAGCUAGCGGCCAACGCGCACGUCAGCGACUGCCUGGACGGCGGUGCUGGUGGUGCGCCCGAGCCCGAUUUCGGCGAAGAAGACGAUGAAGACCUGUACAACUCAUCGCAAGAUGAGGCCGUCCAGCAUGCUCGCAAGGACCGCACCGCCGACGGCGCGUGGGACGGCGCCGCCUUUGCCGCGCGUGGAGGUGGAACCGACAAGGCCGGCAAGGGCGACAAGUGGUGGGACCCCGUGCGUGGAAGCUUGGGCGCCGGUGCCGUUCCCCCAAACUUCUCCCCUGGCCUGAUACCCGUUCUUCAAAGUCUUCUCCAGCGCUCCGCAGAGUCGGGUAACACGCGCUCAGCAGUCCUGGCCAAGAACGGUGUUCACAUUCGCGGAUCCUGGGGCUUUGAUGGAACCUGGGGAUGUGGAUACCGCAACGGCCUGAUGGCGAUCGCCACGACAUGGGCCACGUACGGUCCAGUCUUCCAGGGAGACCCCGGUGUACGAGCCAUCCAGACCUGGAUUGAAGACGCCUGGCGGUCGGGCUUCGACGUGGCCGGCAAGGAGCAACUCAAAGGCAAGCUGGUGGGCACGCGCAAGUGGAUUGGAACGACAGACCUCUAUGCCAUGUUCUCUGCACUCGGCAUCUCGUGCACACUUUACGACUUCCCUAAACCCUCCGACCGCCGAACCGACGAACCCACGUACAAGAUUCUCGAACGCUGGACGAGGACGUACUUUGACAGCGACGCUUCUCAAACCGGGUCCACCGACGACGCGUUUCACGAGCUCAUGCGUCCCGCAGUGCGAGUCGGUACCAAGUUGCCGUUCAUUCUACAGCACGCUGGCCACUCCCGCACCGUCGUUGGAUACGAGCUCACUGGCAAGGACUUCAACCUGCUUAUCUACGACCCUGCCAAGACGGUGCCAAAGGACGUCCGCGAGGCUGGCAUUGGGUCGCUGCGACUGGCGCGAGACAGCCCAGCCGCCUCCAACGGCGCCUCACCUGCCUCACCUCAACCCCGCGGUGACGUGCGCGAAGGUGUCGCAGCGGCCGAUCUGAGCGAUAGCGAUGAGGUGACUGCUGGUGGCUGGGUGCGUCGCAAGGCCAAGAAGGACAAGGGCGACAAGAACGACCCCCUUCUCUCGUCGCUGAAUGUGUUUCGUGUCAACCUCGGGCGUUGGAAGGCGCACACGCAGUACCAGGUUCUGGCCUUUGACGGGAGGCCGCUCCUCGGCCCAAGGGGGAGGGUGGCACGCAAGGUGGUCGACAGCGUCGUCGUCGAGGCUUGA
Molecule: messenger RNA, 1509 nt
Organism: Apiotrichum porosum
Lineage: Eukaryota; Fungi; Basidiomycota; Tremellomycetes; Trichosporonales; Trichosporonaceae
Exons: 10
Coding region: 1-1509 (502 amino acids)
Source: RefSeq, a predicted model, not a curated record